This is a messenger RNA of Papilio xuthus (Asian swallowtail), 1737 nucleotides long. RefSeq names its product histidine-rich glycoprotein-like. Lineage: Eukaryota; Metazoa; Arthropoda; Insecta; Lepidoptera; Papilionidae. The record is from RefSeq and is a predicted model, not a curated record. Gene Ontology annotation, cellular component: extracellular matrix. The transcript is spliced from 7 exons. Bases 1 to 1737 code for a protein of 578 amino acids.
AUGGUUUGGAAGUUCAUAAUACUCUUGGUGUUAGCUGUUGACUGCUUCGGUCACGAACCCGCGGUAUCACAUCAGAGCGUUGUACUUUACAGCGGUCACCAUGGAGCACUGUCACACUUCGGACACCAUGCACCAGAACACCAUGAGGAAUAUGCCUGGUCAUAUCCGUUAUAUGACUUCUCGUACAAAGUCGAAGAUCCACAUACAAACGACUACAAGGGACAACAAGAAACCAGAGACGGAGACAAGGUCAAAGGGAUGUACUGGUUGAUUCAACCUGACGGUCUCAAACGAACGGUCAAAUACUACGUUGACAAAGACAGUGGAUUUCAAGCUGAAGUGGAAUAUUCAGACCCAUAUCAUCACACGCCUGAACAUUUCGAAGGCCAUCAUCCAUCAUCUGUGGUAUACAACGUGGUCGAACAUCAUCCUCCUCAUCAUCAUCACGAAAAUGAUUAUGAUAAACAUCAUUAUUAUCAUAUUUUCACAUUGUUCGGUGUGGCAUUAGCGGUGUCGGGUCACGACCAUCCCGCGGUCUCUGAAUACAAAGUGUAUAUCCACCAUCCGGUACAUCAUGGCCACCACGGCAAGCUCUCACAUGUCGGAUCUCACGUCCCGGAGCAUCAUGAAGAAUACGCCAAGUCGUAUCCGUCAUACGAGUACUCGUAUCAAGUUGAUGAUCCCCACACACAUGAUCAUAAAGGCCAAGAGGAAACCAGGCACGGCGACGAAGUGAAGGGCAUGUACUGGCUCAUCCAGCCCGAUGGCCUUAAACGCACUGUCAAGUAUCACGCAGAUAAACACAGCGGAUUUAAAGCCCACGUUGAGUAUUCGGACCCAAAUCAUCAUGAUCACCACGAUGAACAUAAAGAACAUCACCUUCCUGUGUCGAAGCAAUAUGUCUCUAUUCAUCAUGACCCCUACCACCAUGAAGAUAAGCAUGAGGAGCACCAUGAAGAACACCACGAAGAAGAACACCAUGAGCCGGAUCAUCAUGAAGAAGAACACCAUGAGCCUGAACAUUAUGAACAUGAACACCACGAGCCAGAACAUCAUGAUCAUGGCGACCAUAAUGUUGUACACUAUGAAGUGAAACACUAUGUACACCACGAGCCGCAUCAUCAUGACCAUGAACAUGAUCAUCAUGAACAUCAUGAACACCAUGAAGAAGAACACCAUGAACCGAAACAUCAUGAAGAAGAACACCAUGAACCGGAACAUCAUGAACAUGAGCACCAUGAGCCGGAACAUGAUGAUCAUGACCAUCAUGAACCAGCACACUAUGAGAUUAAAUACUACGUACACCACGACCCGCAUCACCACGGUCAUGAUCAUCAUGAAGAUGAACAUCAUGAACAUGAACACCAUGAACAUGAACACCAUGAACAUGAACACCAUGAACAUGAACACCAUGAACAUGAACACCAUGAACAUGAACACCAUGAACAUGAACACCAUGAAAUUGAACAUCACGAAGCGGAACACUACAAACCUGACCACCACGAUCAUGAAUACUUUGUUCACGAAUAUCAUCAUGAACCCGUGCACAAACAUCGUGUUAUUGAAUAUUACGACAAGAGUCAUGACCAUUACAAACACCACGGUCAUCAUCAUGAUAACGGACAUCGUGUUCAUCACAAACAUCAUAUACAAGUACAUCAUCACAAACCUCAUCAUCAUGAUGAACAUCACCAUCAUGGUUCCCAUGAUCACGGAUAUUAUGGUCAUACACAUUGA